AUGGCUGUUGAAAUAGAUGACUUCUUUGACGAGCCGGCCAACGCGAAACUUGAGAAUUCAACCGCUAAAGAUGUCCGUUUGGGGAGGCUUGCCUUGCCUAACCCCAUAAUCGAUGAUCUCAGAGCUCAAAAUCUCCCUCAGGGUGUUCUGAUUCCUCUCAAAACGGACCAGGAAGUCUAUCAGGAUCAUUACAUUUCCCAUGCGUACAUCACUCGAGUCCCGACCAAGUCUGCCAAUAACUUUGUCACACUCCUGCGCGACUUGAGCAAUGCCGGUAACGCUAAUACCUUACCGCAUCUGCGAAGAUGUGCAAAGCCAGCGGACCUCCCGGCUCAUCUGAAGACACAGCUGAUGAAUGACACACCGACUGGUCGGCAAAUCCACACUUCGAAAUCGACCUGGAUUUACGUCGUGGUAGGAGAGUCCAAAGACUUUUCCCGCGAUGAGCUCCUUGCGCUGCUUUCUGAAGUAGAAGGAGUCGAGAAGGAGCCAUUCUUGAGCAUUAUCCCUGUCCCAAUGAUGGCACCGACGUCUCAAAUCCAGGCCGCUAUGUGGAGUGCACAGUUCUGGCCAACAGUCUAUCGCAAGAACAACCCGCUGGGCCCUCAUCCGGGCAUGUUCGCCCGUGGCACAGAAGACAUUAAGAAUGACGCACCGAUUUGGAUCGCACUGGCACAUCGUGUAGCUCUUCAGGCCAAGGAAGCGGGUAUUGGAGAAGCUAUGGGGGCUGUGAUUGUUCAAAGAAAUGAAAAGGGCGCAGAGCUUGUUGGGCUUGCCGGAGACGCGAGACAUUAUCAACAAAAUGGAUUCGGUUUCGACAACAACCCAAUGUCGCACUGUGUCCUGCGUGCUAUGAGCAUGGUGGCUCAGAAACUUGUCCGGUACGAGCGAGCGGUUGCUGAACAGCCAAUGGAGCGCCCCAUCUUGGAAUUCGACGCCUUCCAGGACACACCUAUGCUUGAGCUGGAAAAGGAGUGCUUCGAACAAGAGCACCCGAACAAAGAUGGGUACUUGUGUCACGGACUGGAGCUCUAUUCCACCCAUGAGCCAUGCGUUGCGUGCUCCAUGGCUGUCCUGCACUCUCGCAUGGGUAAGGCAGUGUUCUGUUGCCAUAUGCCUCGGACGGGCGGCCUGAGCGCAGAUGAUCGUCCUGAUGGAGGUGGACGAGGAUUGGGUCUUUUCUGGAGACGCGAGCUCAACUGGAGCUUGCUGGCAUGGGAGUGGGAAGGUGAUGGUUACUGUUGGCGACGACGACAAAAGGGAGAGCUGCAAGAUACAGAAGAGGGGUUAGACAAUCCUCUAAUCGCUGAAGGGACUCGUUUGCGCGAAUCACGCGGCCGGUGGGCGGCUGCUCUGCCUUGCUGCUGCUCCAAGGGCACAACCAAGAAACCCCCCAAACGCAAAAACCCCCCCUUUCGCUUCGUUGCCUCUCGCCUCUCUCGCCGACUGUCCGAGCGCAGACCGUCCGCGCCAGCUCCAGCGCCAGCUCCAGUUCUUAAGCCCCGGCCGGCCCCCUCGACGUUGGCGAAGCGCCAUGCCAUUGAUGUGAAGCGUAUGCGACCUCGCCCUCAGCCUUGUGCGAACAGCAUCGCCAACGGCAUCGCCAGCGCUUUCGCCGUGGUCAGGCCGCCAUCGCAAUUGACUGCAGCGCCGACCCUGGCGCGACAAUAUUAUGAGCUGAGCCCCAACUCGCCUGUUUCUGCUUCCGCGUUUCCUGGCCCUUUUGGUGGUGUAUCCGAUACCACCACCACCACCACCACACCCGACGCUAUGCCCAGCAACAAAAACAAGCGGUCGGCCCCAAGCAGCGCUGCGACGCCAAGCGCCUCCAAGAAGAAAAAGAUGGAAAAUGUUCAGAAAUAUUACGCCGUGCAAGCGGGCUUCGUCCCUGGGGUGUACUUGACGUACGCCGAGUGCCAGGCUCAGACGGCCGGGUUCAAGGGCGCUAUUUUCAAAUCCUUUCUUUCAAGAGAAGACGCCGACGCCUUUGCUGCUGGGAAGAAAGUCGCAGUGGCAGAUGAGCCCGAUAAAUUCUACGCGGUUGCUGUUGGCAAACCGACGGGCAUCUUCACAGACUGGUCCGAAGCUCAGAAGGCCACCACGGGCGUCAAGGGCCCCAAGUACAAACGCUUUCCUACUCGAGCAGAAGCCGUGGCAUACAUCCGACAAUUCGGCAAUAGGGAGGCAAUAGAGGCAUUGGGAGAGAAGGUGGAGCCAGUGGAGAAGGUGGAGGUUGAAGAAAAGCUUUUCACAAUCCAAAAGUUCACUCCUAUCCUCAAGGACAGUGAGGCCGAUACGAAACCGCGAGAGGAUGUUCUCGACAUAUAUACAGAUGGGAGCAGCCUGGCCAACGGCCGAGAGGGUGCGCGUGCCGGACUGGGCGUUUAUUUUGGAGAGAACGAUCCUCGCAAUCUGGCUGAAAAACUGCUUGGCGAGAAGCAGACUAACCAAGCCGCAGAGCUCAUGGCUAUGCUGCGAGCUUUGGAAUCUGUGCCGGCUGCCCAGACGGUUCGCAUCAACAGCGAUAGCCAGUAUUCCAUCAAAUGCGUGACUGAGUGGCCCAUUGGCUGGAGUAAAAAGAAUUGGAAAACAGCCAGCAAUGAGGAUGUUAAGAAUUCUGACAUCAUACGGCCUAUCCUUAAAAAGAUAGAUGAACGAACCAAGGCUGGGGGCAAUACCUACUUCCAGUGGGUAAAAGGUCAUGCCGCGAAUCCUGGCAACAUUGCCGCAGAUCGGCUGGCCGUCAUGGGCGCUAACCUUCCACGAUGA
Trichoderma gamsii is the source of this 2769-nucleotide messenger RNA. RefSeq lists its product as hypothetical. The transcript has 6 exons. The coding region runs from base 1 to 2769 and encodes 922 amino acids. The record is from RefSeq and is a predicted model, not a curated record. Gene Ontology annotation, biological process: DNA replication, removal of RNA primer. NCBI's taxonomy places the organism in Eukaryota, Fungi, Ascomycota, Sordariomycetes, Hypocreales, Hypocreaceae. Gene Ontology annotation, molecular function: nucleic acid binding; RNA-DNA hybrid ribonuclease activity.